Molecule: messenger RNA, 1198 nt
Organism: Orycteropus afer afer
Lineage: Eukaryota; Metazoa; Chordata; Mammalia; Tubulidentata; Orycteropodidae
Source: RefSeq, a predicted model, not a curated record
GUGCAGGUGGCAGCUUCAGUUUAACAAAGUCGGUGUUUCCAGGACUCCAGCACAGAGACCGGUGGGCCCUCGGGGCCUAGGCGGCCAUGGCAGUGGCUACAGUGGCGGCCCUACUGGCCGCACUGGGUGGGGGGCUGUGGCUGGCAGCCCGGAGGUUCCUGGGGUCCAGGGUCCAGCGGCUUCACGGCGGUGGGGACUCCAGCCUCAUGCACGGGAAGACGGUGCUGAUCACGGGGGCGAACAGCGGCCUGGGCCGUGCCACUGCUGCCGAGCUGCUGCGCCUGGGGGCGCGAGUGAUCAUGGGCUGCCGGGAUCGCGCGCGCGCCGAAGAGGCGGCGGGUCAGCUCCGCCGCGAGCUUAGCCAGGCCGAGGCCCCUAGGCCAGAUCCCGACGCCCGCGGGGCCGGGGAGCUCGUCGUCAAAGAGUUGGAUCUUGCCUCUUUGCGCUCGGUGCGCGCUUUCUGUCAGGAGAUGCUCCAGGAAGAGCCAAGGCUGGAUGUCUUGAUCAAUAACGCAGGGAUCUUCCAGUGCCCUUAUAUGAAGACUGAAGAUGGCUUUGAGAUGCAAUUUGGAGUGAACCAUCUUGGGCACUUCCUACUCACCAAUCUUCUUCUUGGACUCCUCAAAAGUUCAGCUCCAAGCAGGAUUGUGGUGGUUUCUUCCAAACUUUAUAAAUAUGGAGACAUCAACUUUGAAGAUCUGAACAGUGAACAAAGCUAUAAUAGAAGUUUUUGUUAUAGUCGGAGUAAACUAGCUAACAUUCUUUUUACCAGAGAACUAGCCCGGCGCUUAGAGGGUACAAACGUUACUGUCAAUGUAUUACAUCCUGGUAUUGUACGAACUAAUCUUGGGAGGCACAUAAACAUUCCACUGCUGGUCAAACCACUUUUCAAUUUGGUGUCAUGGGCCUUUUUCAAAACUCCAGUAGAAGGUGCCCAGACUUCUAUUUAUUUAGCCUCUUCACCUGAGGUAGAAGGCGUGUCAGGAAAGUACUUUGGGGAUUGUAAAGAGGAAGAACUAUUGCCCAAAGCUAUGGAUGAGUCUGUUGCAAGAAAACUCUGGGAUAUCAGUGAGGUGAUGGUUGGCAUAUUAAAAUAGAGACAAGAGGUAAAAGAGAGUUUUGUUUGUUUAUAAAACUGAAUGUGAAUUGUAUCCUUGACCUGGAGUGGUAUGGCUUGAUCACUUGCUACUUGAAAAAA